AUGGACAACUCACCAUAUCCAUUGACGUCGAAACCUGGCCUUCCUGACCGCUCGGACUCGUCAUCCUCGUCGUCAGUGGACCAUCAAGAGAUGGAGAUACACACGCCCGUCCCAACUCGCCCGCGUCUGCACAGUCGGAAGAGCAGUGGCACUCUCAUAGUCCCCCGUGACUCUUUUCUAGUUGGGCCCUCAGAACCCGAUUGGGAGCCUGACGACGUUCGAGCCAUGAGUCCGCGGAGGACAAGUGAGGAUUUGGAGAAUCUGGGCCGUGAGGCACGAGAGGAGCUUCAGAGACACGCAUCGGCGCUACAAGACUCCCUUCUGAUGAUAUUUCACCGGAUAGAAGCCGUCAAGGAGGAACACGACAAGCUGGACAACAACAAUAAGUUUCUGCAGAAGUAUAUUGGCGACUUGAUGAGCACAACGAUCGCGGACGCGCGCCCCGACGCCCUGGUCCAGGUCGAACCCAAGGGGCCGUUGUUCCGGGAGAAGAUCUUCUCGUCGGAGUUCUCGCGGCCCUGGGGUCUGACGUCCAUCCCGCUGGCGUAUGAGCCGUACCCGAAUACAUUCGUGAAUGCCUCUUCGAUGGCACCGCUCGCGACACGGGUCGUUGUCUCGAAUUCCACAGAAAAUCGGAUGGCGUGUGUGCUGCAGGCUGAGCAACCGGCUAGGCAGCUGCCGACCCUGGCCAAGGUGCCGAUCUUGAUCGAUAAGGGCGAGGCCUCGUACCAAAAUAUGUACGACUACUGCUUCGCGAAGUUCCUGAGAUAG
This is a messenger RNA of Anthostomella pinea, 771 nucleotides long. NCBI's taxonomy places the organism in Eukaryota, Fungi, Ascomycota, Sordariomycetes, Xylariales, Xylariaceae. The record is from the annotation of a GenBank genome assembly.